CAACUGUAUGAAACUGUAGGCUACAAAGAACUCGAAAUCAGCUGUGAACUGUCAAAGUUUUAUAUAAUUAUAGAGAAAAGGUGAUGCACAAUGUCUCCUGACCCCACUCAAGAACCUAUUGAAGAAUCAUUAAAUAUACCAAAUUUAUCUAUUGAUACUAGAGGAUUAAAUGCAUCAGAUAGCGAAGAUGAAGACAUAGGAAUGGCCGGAUAUGUGCCAUUAUCUCAAAUUCCUGCAGAUAGUGAUCCAAUAUUAUAUGAAGAUGAUGAUGAUGAAUGGAUAAUUAAUGCAGGUGAAUCUAGCCAAGCAUUACGAGCUCCAUUGAUAGAAUCACAUGAUUGUAUACCAGAAACAGUAGAAGUUUGGUCAACUUCUUAUAAUAGAUCAAAUAUAGAUAUGGAUGCUGAUAAAAUCAAUCAAGUAAAAUCUAUGAUGGCAUCUUUCACUUUACCAAUCUCAGCGAUUCCAGAGUGGGCAAAAGCUAUAUCAGAAGAACAAUGGAAGGAGCAACUUAUUGGACGUAUUAAAGAAAUGCAAAAUAAUUGA
Molecule: messenger RNA, 546 nt
Organism: Eufriesea mexicana
Lineage: Eukaryota; Metazoa; Arthropoda; Insecta; Hymenoptera; Apidae
Product: male-enhanced antigen 1
Exons: 4
Coding region: 91-546 (151 amino acids)
Biological process (GO): spermatogenesis
Source: RefSeq, a predicted model, not a curated record